AUGCUCGACGGCGCAAACCAGGUGCCGCCGCUCUCAGAGCCAGAGGUGGGCGGAGCCACAGGCAUGUUUGCCAUGUGGGCCGCCCCUGGCAGCAUGAUGGAGUACUCCCUGGAGGUCUCAAGCAUCCAGAACCUGACCAUGGCUCACAUCCACGUGGGCAACGCCUCCACCAGCGGCCCCGUGGCCGUGGUGCUGGUCCCCCAGGGAGGCAUGGUCAUGGACGGCGCCCCCCCCGUGCUGCCCGAGCCCGUGUCUGGCUCUUACGCCAUCCCCUCCGCUUUCUUCACCGCGGACGACCUGAUCAACGGCAUGAGCUGGGAGGAGUUCCUGGACGCCGCAGACAGCGAGGGCCUCUACGUGAACCUGCACACCACCGCCUACCCCGGCGGCGCCAUCCGCGGCCAGGUGGUGCCAGAGCUGGACCUGAUGUUUGAGGCUACGCUCAACGGCGAGAACCAGGUCCCCCCCGUGACCACCGCCGCCACCGCCAUGUUUAUGAUGAUGGAGGACGACAUGGGCAUGUUUGCCUGGGAGCUGACCAUCAAGGGCAUCGAGAACCUGACUAUGGCUCACAUCCACGCCGGCAACGCCACCAGCAGCGGCCCUGUGGUGGUGGGCCUUGUGCCGGUCGACCCCGCGGAGGCCAUGCUGGCGGAGCCCGCCUCGGGCGACCUCUCCUACACCGGCACCUUCUCCGCCGACAUGCUGGCUGACGGCAUGACGGCCGAAGACCUGCGCACCGCCCUGCGCUUCGACACCGAGAACAACCUCUACGUCAACCUGCACACCACUGAGUUUCCCAGCGGCGUCAUCCGCAGCCAGGUCAUGUGGAAGGGCGUGGCGACCUCCGUCCCGGCUGAGGCCCCCGCCCCCGAGGCCACGCCCACCACGUCUGCCGCCGCCGCCACCAGCGGCAGGGGCGCCAUCCUGCUGCUGGCGGCCGCGCUGGCAGCCGCGUUCCUGUGA
This is a messenger RNA of Chlorella variabilis, 966 nucleotides long. RefSeq lists its product as hypothetical. NCBI's taxonomy places the organism in Eukaryota, Viridiplantae, Chlorophyta, Trebouxiophyceae, Chlorellales, Chlorellaceae. The coding region runs from base 1 to 966 and encodes 321 amino acids. The transcript is spliced from 10 exons. The record is from RefSeq and is a predicted model, not a curated record.